This is a messenger RNA of Monomorium pharaonis (pharaoh ant), 8967 nucleotides long. Its product is annotated as homeobox protein Nkx-2.4. The transcript has 4 exons. Gene Ontology annotation, biological process: cell differentiation; regulation of transcription by RNA polymerase II. NCBI's taxonomy places the organism in Eukaryota, Metazoa, Arthropoda, Insecta, Hymenoptera, Formicidae. Gene Ontology annotation, molecular function: RNA polymerase II cis-regulatory region sequence-specific DNA binding; DNA-binding transcription factor activity, RNA polymerase II-specific. Gene Ontology annotation, cellular component: nucleus. The record is from RefSeq and is a predicted model, not a curated record. The coding region runs from base 4267 to 5802 and encodes 511 amino acids.
GUCAAAUAAUAAAUAAAUAAUUAUAUUCAUGUUGUUAAAAUAGUAUGAACGUUCAGUAUAAACGGUUUGUUAAAUUGGCUGACGAUUAAUUCAAUUGACUGCAUUACCUAAAGUUUUUAUAUGACUAUAUGUAUUGUAUAAUUGUUGUAUUUAAUCUGCCUUUCAUGUAUCAAAUAAAAAAUAAAUUUUUUUCGUAAUAACAAAACAGUACAAGUGUCGCUCGAAUAAGCUACUUGCCGCUUAAAUUAAUCGAAGUUUGAUUAACAAUCAUCCCGAGGCUAUAUUACAUUUUGUCUUUUUAUUACCUUGUAUAAAUAGAAAAAUUGAUACAAACGUAGAUCAAGGUACAAUAGACUCAAUUUUUAAUUUUACAUCCCCUCUCCAAACUUGGAUUUACCUCACGCGUAAUAUAAAUAAAGAAAUCAUACAUAUGAUAUAAGAAGUGCCAUGCUGCUGCACUUUUCUUAUUUGACAUGUGACUGAUUGAUUUUUCUGUACAUACACAUUACGUGACUUUAUGCAAAUUCAUUUCGAAGGAUGAAAGAGUAUUUUCGAAAAAUGACAUUAAUUUCUAUGCAUAUAUUCUUUAUAUUAAAGCAAAAAACCGCUUUCUUUAAAAAAAAAAUCUCUUAUAAGAUAUAUUAUAUUACAUAAAAAUGGAAAAAUUAAAAUAACUAUAAUGGACUUACUGAAGAUAAAACGACAAUAAUUUUUAUUUUGAAAUAAUGUUUCAAGAUAUUUCUCAUUUUUAUAAGUUUUACGAAAUUUUUCUGUAUAUAUUUACAUUAAAAAAUAUACUCUCCUGUUGUAUCAAUAAUGUUUAUCUUGAUUAAAUCGAUAACCUUUUUAAAAGAAUUUAAAAAAUAAAUUAAAAUUAUAAGUAUGUAUAAUAAAAAAUAUGUUUUAUGCGUGAAUAAUUUGAUGAAAGUUAUUCUUUUAUUUUUCUUUUUUAUCUAUUUUAUAUUAAAAAAUUUAUUUACUUAUAUUUUAAUUAUAGAAACAAAAAUAGAUAAGUAUACUUAUAUUUCGAUUAUGUUAAAAUUUUGAUAACACGAUGAAUAUCUUUCUGUGUUGGUACAGUCUCUUUGAACUUUAAUAUCAGCUUUAAUAAUAUUUCUAUAUUCUCAGAGAUUUCAAAGAGAAGUAUAUUCUUUUGGAUGUCUCACCUCUCGUUCUAUAAAAAAGUUCAAUAAGAAUAAGCAUACAAGAACGAUGUCAUUGUUAUUUCAAGAACAAUGCCAUUUUUAUUUUAUUUCUAUAAUUGUAUAUACAAAAUUUAAUCUCUGCUUUUUUUUCUCUUUCUCUGCAAAGAUAAUAAUAGAAACACUCAUAAUUUUUUUAUUGCAAGCGAUACGUUCCUCAACUACGAAUUCCUGUGCCAUGAUCAAUAACGCACAAUAGCACAAACGUUAAACAAAUAUUUAAAAUUAAAAUAAUUGUUAGUUCUGCCAUUAAAUUUAAUGUAAAAAACAUUUUGCUCAUUGAAUUUGCGACAAAUAAGGAAAAAAGUGAAAUACAUGCAAAAAUACAAGUAGCAAAUUCAAUAAUUAAAAUUUAAUAAUCUGUUCGUAUUAAAAUAAAAAGCUUCCGGGAUUUUUUGCACUCGUCAAAAGUAACUCUUCUCGUACUUUUGAAAAACGCAAAGAAUACUUGGCGUUCUUUUGUCGUACACGAUAUCUAUUUAAACGUGUCAGUUUCCAAAAUACCUUUCGUCUUUACAUAAGAAUAAUUGUAAAUCUACGAUUUGUUUGGAAGUUAAAUUAUAUUAAUACAAUUUUAUGAUAAAUUGGAUGCAAUGUAGUGCGUUCUCUUCUUCCCUCUCUCUUUUUCACUGAAGGCUGUCAUACAUAAGGUGACACAAAAAAAUACAUGUAUACAGAUGUUCAGCACGAAUUAUAUCACGUGGUUUUUGUCGGGAUAUCUGUGUCAAACGUUUUAGUGGUUAAUAUUUAUAUACGUUAAUGCUUUUACAAUUAGACAAAUUUGUGUACAACAGCCUUUGUAGUUCACACUAGCAUGCACUAACGCAUCGGACUCAUUAUCAAAUGGCACAAGACGGUAAAUCUCGGCGAUAUCACCCGCGUGAACGAUUCAUCGGAUCAACACCACUGUAUGCAAAUGCCUGGAUUCGCACGCUUGCGCCGACAGUCACAGGAGAACGCCGAUAGAAUCUCCGCGCGUUUCGUUCGCAAAAAAGAAAAGAUAAAGAAAAAAAAGAAACGAAAACCCGUGCGGGGAAAAUCUUAAUAGUGACGCAGAACUUGGCGCUUCCUCUUGCCAAGGAAACCCGGAUUUGUGCGUUUUAGAAGCGAUAUGCGUGACGACGGACGCAGAGAUCGAAAAGUACCGUCGGUCGCUGAGCCCCCGACGAGGAUUUCGGCGCGUGUGCCGCGAACAUUUUUCCGCUGUCAGGUUUUUCCCCGCCCUUUUGUCGCCGCGGGGGGCGGCGUCGAACCGGACCGCCGCCCCUAGCUAGGCGAUCGCACGGCAUUGCGCGUAGCGGCCGCCACGAUGUCGGGCGCAGCUUCACGCGAGCGUCACGAUAGGUGGACGGGUUCCGGCUCGCUCGGGAAUGGCACCAACGGCGCGCCGGUUAACGCGGCGGGCUCGUCCCGUUCCGGGUGUCGGCGGCGACCGUGCGGGCCCAAUGAACGACGAGACGAGAGGGUCGCGCCGCCCGAAUAACGGCGCUCGUCCAAUGAUCGUCCGGCAGAUCUCCAGCAUCCACUUCUCCCGUCGGCGGUCCCUCCGCGCUCCUCUCCACGGCGUAUGGAGACCCUUCUCUCACACGCAAAAGGGGACAUCUCAUCACGACUCUUGGUAGCAGGCACUUCUCCGUAGUGGGCACUCCACUCAUCGUGUCGUCGUACGGGUUCUCCUCCGCGAGAGGCUGUGGGGCCUGUGCCCGGGCGGGCGAGCGAGCGCGAGCGGGCGAGCGCUGGUCGAGUGGGUCUAAGCGGCCGUGAGGACCUCUCCAGGAGUACCCGACAGAAGUCCUCUCCAUUCAUUCAUCCAUCCAUCCAGCCAGCCAGCCAGCCAAGCCAAGCCAAGCCAAGCCAGCCAGCCAGCCAGGCAGGCAGGCAGCCACCCAGCCAGCCAGCCAGCCAUCCAUCCAUCCAUCCAUAGAACGGCUCUUCUCCUACGGAGAGUGUAUCCUCGACGAAGGUGGAGGCGAAGCGUAGAGUGGUACAUCUACCAUCGUCUCUAUCGGCGGAAUCCAAGGACUCGAAGAGACCCCCGGUGUGAUUUCAGUCGGCGGCCGCCGGCCGGCUCUGGCCGGCCACUAUCGUCCUCGACCACGUGUGCAAGGUCGCCGCCGUGUCACCUCCGCGUGUCCCGUUUUCGGGAUUUCGGGAGGAGCGAAACGCAACCGACAACGGGCUACGCGCGUUCGCGCCGGCAGUGGUCCGCGCUCAGUUCGGACGAUCCCCUGGGAAAGAGAGAGAGAGAGAGCGAGAGAGCGAGCCAACCAAGUCGGCCGUUGGCCGACCGCGGCCUUUUCCGCGAUUUUUAUGUGUGUGACAGUUCGCCCCCGUGCGCCACGUGACAGUUCGCGUCCCCCGCGUCUCUUAACGUCAAUGUCACGGCCCGAGACUGGGAAAGGCAUCGAGAGAGCGGCGGCGACGCGGCCGACGACGGCGGGUACGUAAAACGGAAAAUGGAUAAAACUAUCAAACGAAACUCCCGCGGUGAAGAACCAAGCUCCAGUUCGCGUCUCGUGAGUCCGAUGCACUUCCGGUGGCUGUGUCUAUAAAUUUGAGCUAUGCGUGCGUUUAAGUUCUGCGAUCGGGCUCGCGAAAAGGGAGAAGGAGACGAACACCGGCUCGCGACGAAUGACAGUGGACUCCUCCACGUCGAUUUUGGGAACAAACGACCCUGGUGCUGGUGAAAACGGAAUCUUUUUUUUUUCUCUCAUUUGUGCGCCCGUGAUCUAUCGUAGCAACAACGAGUGACUUGUGAUAUUGUGGGAUUAGCUCAGCCGUGCGUACUGAUUUCAGUCUCAGGUGAGCGUCAUCGUUUAAGUGACACACUUUCGAGUUUUGACGGUGAGAAUCGGACAUUCGGAUCUAACGUUAAUCCGAGGUGCGACGAUCAUCAUCGAGAAUCGGUGAUCGCGAGUGGUGCAGGGGAGAGAAGGGAAGAGGAGAGAAAGAGAGAGAGAGAGAGAGAGUAGCGUCAUAAUGCGCCGUUGUUACGGCUAGCGCCGGCCUCAUCAUUCCACGAAGCGUGAGCUUCAAGUACUUCGACGGCGUCGGGCUGGCCGAGAUGAGCGGUGGCAGCGGCGGCGGCGGCGGAAACGGCGGCGGCAAUCAAGGUGGUAAUGGCAACGCGACGACCUAUCAUCAGCACCAACAGCAACAGCAGCAGCAGCAGCAACAGCAACAGCAACAACAGCAGCAGCAACAGCAGCAGCAACAAUCGCUGGAGCAGGCCGGCCUGCUGUCAGACCUCAAUGGCAUCGACCUGGCGAUGAGCCUGUCGCCGAAGCAGCACUCGUCCCACGUGCAAGCUGCCGGCGGUGCCCACACUACGCCCUUCAGCGUUACCGAUAUCCUGUCGCCGAUCGAGGAGUCAUACCGGAAGCUCGAGCUCGCUGCCGCCGCUGCCGCCGUUGGUGUCGGUGUCGGCGUCGUCGCGCACUCCCAAGGCUCGCCUUACGGGAACGCGUGCGGUGCGCGGGUGGGUGGCGGUAACACCGGCAGCUCGAGCGCGAGCAGCGGCAGCCCGCCGUUGCACGGCGGUUCGACGCCCGGCGGCAGCACCCCCGGACCGGUUUCCGUUGCCAACGGGGCCGCCCCCGGUGCGGGCGGCGGUGGCGGCGGCGGCGCCGUCGGUAGUGCCGGCGGAGGCAUGAGUGCCAUGGGUAAUCCUUACGCGACUAUGCAGCUCACGUCGCAAUACCAGUACUGCGCCGCGGAAUUGUCGCCGUACCAUCACGCCGGGCCCGGCGUGGGCGCCACGGCCACGGCCACGGACCCCAUGAGGUCCCACGCGGUGUCGUCGCACCAUCAUCCCUGGUACGCCCCGGCGCCGCCGACCACCAACGACCCGCGCUUUGCCAUCUCGCGACUGAUGGGCGCCGCGGCGGCGGGCGCCGGGACCAACAUGGCCGGCUGCUCGGUGGGCCAGUCAAUGGGCGAAAUGACCAAGUCGUCGGGAAUGGGGGUGGGCGUCGGCGUCGGCGUCGGCGUCGGCAUGGGCGUCGGCGCGAUGCAGUUUCCCCUCGCGCAGAGACGGAAGAGACGCGUGCUCUUCACCCAGGCCCAGGUCUACGAGCUCGAAAGGCGAUUCAAGCAGCAAAAGUACCUCAGCGCGCCCGAACGGGAGCAUCUGGCCUCCUUAAUUCACCUGACGCCCACGCAGGUGAAGAUAUGGUUCCAAAAUCAUCGGUAUAAAUGCAAGAGGCAAGCGAAGGAAAAGGCCAUGGCCGAGCAGAACGCCCAAAAUCAGAGUGCGAGCUCGCCGCGGCGGGUGGCGGUGCCGGUGCUGGUGAAGGACGGGAAGCCGUGCGGGAGCGGCGGCGGCGGCGGCGGGAACGAGGGGAGCCGCGGCGGGCCCAGCGCGGCCCUGGCGAGCCCGGCGCCGCACAUGACGGCGGCCUCGAGUCCCCACGGGACCCAUCACGCGGCGACCUCCUCGGUCGCCCAUCACUCGGUCGUCGCCGGCGUCAGCCACGUGAUGAGCUCGAGCCAGAGCCUGCAGCACUGCUCGUACACGCGGUCCGGCGCGCAGCAGGGUAUGCAGCAGCAACAGCAGCCGCAGUGCGGCGCGUACCUGCCGUUGCAGGGCCGCGCCUGGUAGUGCGCGCCAUCCGCGGCGGGGGCCGCGGCCUACGCCAAUCCCUCCGUCGCGGGCCCAUGGGCCCUCGCCGCGGAUCCAGCUGCCUGGUACGCCAUACCCGACGACAGUCCUUAAGGGAGGGAGGGAGGGAGGGAGAGAAACGCGCGGGGUCCCUCUUCUCGUCGAAACGGACGGAAAAAAGGUGCGGCGGUGGUGCGGGAUGAACCUGCUGGUGCCGCCGCUCUCUUUCUCUCUUUCGCUCUUUACGUAUCCAUGCUUCGAGGAAAGACGCAACCCCCGCGUGGCUGGUCUUUUCUUUUUUUUUCUCUCUCCUUCGGGGGGGAGUUGUCCGUGUAUAAUCCACGUCGGCCGAUUGGGAAAACGUCGUGACGUUACGGCGAUCGACGGACGUGCGCACGGUAACUGUUACAUUAGUGUGAUAAUUAGCGACCCCCUAUACGGUCAGCGAGUAUGCGCUCGCGGUUGAAAACGGGCCAACUGAUAUGGCGAAAUUAUGACGAGAACACUCGUAGUAACCGCCACUGUGAUUUUACAUCUGUCAUCGUGCGCAAAUCGAUAGUGAGCGCCCGUCGGUGCCGUUUUGUACGCGGAAUGGCGGAAUUUCGCGGUGGAAUCUCGCGCGAUUGCUAAUCUUUCCGCGGAUAUCCGUACCCGGCCGAAAGCGAAUCGGGAGAGAGAAAGAGAGAGAGAGAGAGAGACGUUUGUUCUUCCCGGGGAAGAACCUGCCCGCAUCCGAAAAUCUCGGUAACGCGAAAUCUUUUAAUCUCACCUUUUACCCGAGAUUACGGUAUUUCAGAGGCUGCGACCAGGUUAAAUUCCACAUUCGGGCGUUCUCCGCUUACAAUUAGACACGCCAGCCUUCCGAUCGUUUGACAAAUUAACAAAGUGUAAAAGAUGAGAGAAGGUUGUAAAAAAAUGAAUUUUCAAGAUAAUGAAUUUUCGAUAUUGCGAUAACGACUCGCUGGAACCAGAUUUAAGAGGUAAAGUCGCGAACAGCCGUCUUAGUUGUACUAUAUUCUUACGUUCAAAUGACAUUAAUAGAUACAUCACGAAACUAAUUGUUCGAGCAUAGGCUAUUGCGAGUUUAUGCUGCAAACUACAAUAUUUAAAACUUUUAGAGAAAAUCUUUGCCAGUAAUACAUUAAAAAAAAAAUUGUGUUCAAUGUGAAAAAAAACGGUAGCCCGUUAUUAAUUCACCAAAUCAGAUUCAAAACGGUAUUUAAAUAAAGUUGUAACAGAGCGCCGAUUCUGUUUUAUUUAUUUUUAUUCAAAUCUGAAAUUAGUUUCGUGAUUACAUGUAUAUAUUCAGGCAGAAAAAAGAGCCCAAUGAAAUAAAGAGAAAAUAUUGGAACCACAGCUAAAAUAAAAACCGCUACACUAAAUCACAAAUGGUCCGACGGAAAGAAAUCAAAGUUAUUUCCAGAAUUAUAAAGACUAAGAGAUAUUACUGUAAUGAUUUGCCUUUUUUUUUUCCUAAUUAGUUCGCCUUUUUCAGGCAAAAUUUGCUCGAAACGCGUUAUAUUUUUAUUUAAAGACACUUUAAUAUCCUAUAUUAUAAUCGUGAUGUUAAACUUCUAUGUUUGAAAAUCAGCAGAAAAUCAUUCCGAAUUUAUACGAUAUCUCUUCGUGUAAGAGUAAUCGACUUUUAUUGGCGUCAACGCCAAUCGUCAAAGCUAUACAUGCCUAUUUUUCGUAGGACGUACGCAAAAAAAAAAAACUAUUUCGGCCGAGGGAUAAAAAAGUGCAGUUUUUAGGGGCGAACGGAGAGGGGCGGAGGGGAAAGGGGGGGGAGGCUCGCAUAUAUCCGAAUCUCGGUGAUUUGCGGAGGUUGGCUCUCGCUGUGCGCGAAAUAAACGACAUUGUAGAGCGCCGGCCACCGCGUCGCGACGCCCGGAAACAAAACACGGCCGGCGCCCGGCUACAAUCGAGAGCACGGGGAGCGAAACGGAUUGUUCGCUCUCGCGAAUUAUCGUUGCCCCCUCCUACCCCCCCUUCCCCCCCGGGGUGUCCACUCGAUGGAUUGGAAACCCGUCGAUUCGAAUUACGAAAUAGUACACCGCGUCGCGUGAUUGUGACUCGAUUUCACCGACAGUGCGCGACAUCCGAGACAUGCACUCUUUCGGCGCGAGCGACAUUGUCGCCCGGAAAGUCGCUUCCAGACAAUGUGUGCCGCGCACGUUUGUCAAAUGUUCGGCGAACAUUCCCUGCGCCAUUCCCCUCUCCCCUUUCCCUUCCCCGCUCGUAUUUACAGAUAGAUUUUGCUGCAUUGUCGCGCGCGAGUACGAUACGCCCGCGCGGUACAUCGCAUUUUCAUCAGUUAUGCCCGGAGCCUCGCGAAUCUCGGGAUUUUUUUACUUUGCGCGAAUUCCGAGCAAACUUUUAAUUGUUACAUUCGCGCAAGUACCGUAAGUCGAGCCUCUAUAACGCCAAAUAACUCGGAAGCUGCGUACAACGAUUUAAUCGAUUGUAUUUCUGCCUGUACAAUUUAUAUUUUUCACAUGCGAAAAAAUUCGUUUGCGGAAGAUUAAACGAACGGUAAAGUCUCUCUUUUUUUUUUAUUCUUCUCUUUUUCCGUCAAGACUCGCGAGCGUCAUGCGAUUCAUCGGGACGACUUUACCUCUACGGACCAGUGACGCGGUUUUGUUCGCGAAAAAGAGAGAGAAAGCUCUCUCUCGAGACUUUCCUUUUUUGCGAUAAAAAAAGAAGAAGUGGGACGAACGGUGAAAGAUAUGCGACGGAACGUGCGAGAGGAGCCGCGUUCGCGUCGCGAGUGAGGAUCUUAGGACAAGUUUACGAUUUCGCACAUUCAUUUGUAAAUGACACCUAUAUUGUAAAUACACGUUUGUUAUAAGCGAAACGUUGUGCGAAGAGGAGCGGAAGUGUGUCGCGCGCGCGAGAUGUGUAUGUGUGUGUGUGUAUGUGUGUGUGCGUGUCGACAACGAAUUUCUAAAUCGAGAGCGAUGACGUUCAUUAUACAUAAACGAUUUAGAGGAGACGAGCGCAUUAUCGAGCAUUACAGUAUAACGAUUACGCAAAACAAAAAAAAAGUAUAGGAUUGACGAUAGUGAGUAGUGUGUCGUGGUGAGAAAAUCAGCUAGAGAUUAUUAUAAAGUUUUGUAAAUAAUGAAAGAGAUAUUAAUAAAACGAUACUUAUUCAAACACCAA